Molecule: messenger RNA, 1207 nt
Organism: Phytophthora nicotianae INRA-310
Lineage: Eukaryota; Oomycota; Peronosporomycetes; Peronosporales; Peronosporaceae
Exons: 1
Coding region: 59-934 (291 amino acids)
Source: RefSeq, a predicted model, not a curated record
AUAUGACUCCAUUGUCCGUUUCCAUGCUGGUAUUUAGCAGGAAGUCUGCUUUAGGACGAUGCGAUGUCUCGAUGGAGUGCUCCUUACAGCGUUGGAAGGGCUGCAGCAGCGGAGAGAGGCGAGUAAGAGACUCCAGGAGAUAGAUAAACUACUUCGAGACGAGCAGGACGACAUAAUAGCUGGAGCUGUGGCAGUGGCCAAGACGACUCGAGGCUGCAGCUUCGGUUCGGGUCGAAAUCCCAAGAAGAACGCGCGCUACUGGCUGAACAAGAAUUCUUCUGUCCCUGGACCAGGAGCGUACGCUGUGUCCAACGCUGACCGUAUCGUUAAGACGGCUGUUGGUGGUGCAGGAGCGCUUGGACUCCGCAGCGGCGCUUGCUGUCGCUUCCAGCCUUGCGAGUGCAAGAAGCCGGGCGAACAAGCGGAUAAAUCUGUGGAAGAUUACGACGGCAGACGGCAGGAUACCAAGCAACCUCGACGCUCCAGCCCGCCUUUUGUGGCGUAUCCAAGACCUGACACGGAGCCUUUAGCCUUUCAGACGCGAGAGCUGAAGCGACGAGUAGCGGCAGUGCAAGCUGCGAAGCAGCGAUGGAAGCAUGUGGGCAUGAGCAUGACACCCAACUAUCGUUGGACAGAGCGCCGGACGGGGGCAGGAGGGGCACUACCCAUGGGGAAAAGUACCAGUCGUGAUGGAACAGGAAGCUCGGCGACCAAAGCAAGACUGCGGAAGGUGCUAUUUGCUGAUCGAACGGCGAAAAAAUGUGAAGUUGAGAAUGCUCGAGCUGCAAAGGCUGUUGAAACAGGAGUGUCAAUCGAUUCUACCGGUAGAGUUUCUUCCAGCCCUGCAAUUGAUAUGAAAAAGUUUCUUGGUCGGGAUACUGUGAGUUGCAAGCGCAAACACCAGCGAGUUGUCACCGCGUUUGGCAAGCGUUGAUGCCUAAACACAAACGAAGUGUACGACACUUAUCGAGUAGCUCCUCACCUGAGCACAUUGUGUGGAAUCGUGGACACCUCCAACAGGGCCAGCUUCACGACCUGAGAUAUCGCGCUGGUUCUACUGUAGGUUAGACACCCUUCGCGUGCAAAGUUCAUUCCGCACCACGAUGAUUAGAGUUGUUAAAAACCCGUGUUUAAAGGGUGGGUAAUAGCUCAGUGGAUGGGUGAAUUGAAAUGGAUUUUAUCAGUACAAUAUUUAAGUUGGAGGCAG